Drosophila grimshawi is the source of this 3857-nucleotide messenger RNA. RefSeq names its product paired box protein Pax-6 (gene toy). Lineage: Eukaryota; Metazoa; Arthropoda; Insecta; Diptera; Drosophilidae. The coding region runs from base 613 to 2250 and encodes 545 amino acids. The record is from RefSeq and is a predicted model, not a curated record. Gene Ontology annotation, biological process: anatomical structure development; regulation of transcription by RNA polymerase II. The transcript is spliced from 9 exons. Gene Ontology annotation, molecular function: RNA polymerase II cis-regulatory region sequence-specific DNA binding; DNA-binding transcription factor activity, RNA polymerase II-specific.
AUUUCGUUCAGGGCUCACUAACACCGCCGCCGCAAUUCUGAUUAUUUUGCAUUUUGAAGCAAACAAAUUGUUAGAGAAGUGACGGGCACGCAAUCCGUGGCGUUGCCGCCGGAUCGCUGGCUGCCUACGGCAGAUCGGCACCGAUGUGCAUUCCUCAAGUUCAGGAGUAAUCGACCAAGAUACGUGGCAAAAGGUUAAUGAAGUCGCAAAUCAAAUACAAGUGUAACUAAAUACAAAUAAAAAAAAUUGGAAAAAAUAAAGAAAAUUAAAUAAUGGAUACCAUAACGAAAUCGAUAACAAACCCGCCGAAAUCCGAUGAUGCCUCUCAACUCGGAACUGUAACGUAGUGUAAUUUCUAGUUUAUUUAUAAAGUGGAACAUACAAAUACAUAAAUAUUUACAAGUACAAAAUCUAACAUCGAAAUGAACAUUAAGGCUUAAUGCAUAAGGAUACGACUUUGUCAGUGCUUUCUUCAAUUUAAUUAUCGAAGUAUAUCGAAAAUAUUUGCUAAUGCAAUAAUACCAAAGCAAAUAGGAAAAGAAAACAAUUGAAAAAAUUUCUCAAUUCCAAUACCAAUACUUAAACAAACUCGACACUCGACAAUUGGGAAUCAUGAUGCUAACAACGGAGCACAUCAUGCAUGGACAUCCCCACUCAUCUGUGGGAGUGGGAAUGGGCCAAAGUGCGCUAUUCGGAUGCUCGACAGCUGGACACAGUGGAAUUAACCAGUUAGGUGGUGUGUAUGUUAACGGCAGACCCCUCCCCGAUUCAACACGCCAAAAAAUUGUUGAGUUGGCUCACUCCGGCGCACGUCCAUGUGAUAUUUCUCGAAUACUUCAAGUUUCUAACGGCUGCGUUAGCAAAAUCUUGGGCAGAUAUUACGAAACUGGAUCAAUAAAACCCCGAGCAAUAGGUGGUUCAAAGCCACGAGUAGCUACAACACCUGUCGUACAAAAAAUAGCUGAUUAUAAAAGGGAAUGUCCCAGCAUAUUUGCAUGGGAAAUUCGGGAUCGACUGCUUUCGGAGCAAGUAUGCAAUAGUGAUAAUAUUCCAAGCGUUUCAUCUAUUAAUCGGGUGCUACGCAAUUUAGCGUCACAAAAGGAGCAGCAGGCGCAGCAGCAAAACGAGUCUGUUUAUGAAAAGCUUCGAAUGUUCAAUGGACAAACUGGCGGCUGGGCCUGGUAUCCAGGAAAUACGACGACGGCCCACUUGGCAUUACCACCAACGCCCACGGCGGUACCCACGAAUUUAUCUGGGCAGAUAACCCGUGAUGAAGUUCAAAAACGAGAUCUUUAUCCAGGGGAUCUCUCUCACCCCAAUUCACAUGAGAGUACAUCAGACGGUAAUUCCGAUCACAAUUCUUCGGGCGACGAAGAUUCACAGAUGCGUCUACGACUGAAGCGUAAACUGCAGCGAAAUCGAACCUCAUUUACAAACGAACAAAUUGACAGCCUGGAAAAAGAAUUCGAACGGACGCAUUACCCUGAUGUUUUUGCACGGGAGAGGCUAGCAGAAAAAAUUGGUUUGCCAGAGGCACGUAUUCAGGUUUGGUUCUCAAACCGCCGAGCUAAAUGGCGUCGAGAAGAAAAGUUGCGCACCCAAAGACGCUCAGUCGACAAUGUUGGGGGCACCAGCGGACGUACAAGCACAAAUAAUCCCUCCGGAAGCAGUGUCCCUACCAAUGCCACAACGGCUAACAAUUCGACAUCCGGAAUUGGUACAUCAGCUGGCUCAGAGGGAGCAUCAACAGUACAUGCAGGCAACAACAACCCAAACGAGACCUCCAAUGGGCCGACAAUACUUGGCGGUGAUGCGAGCAAUGUACAUAGUAAUUCCGAUAGCCCACCUUUGCAAGCUGUAGCGCCCCGUUUACCCUUAAAUACUGGUUUCAAUACAAUGUACUCAUCUAUCCCGCAACCGAUCGCCACCAUGGCUGAAAACUACAACUCGAUGACACAAUCAUUGAGUUCAAUGACGCCGACAUGUUUACAACAGAGGGAUAGUUAUCCAUACAUGUUUCAUGAUCCGUUGUCCUUGGGAUCUCCCUAUGCUGCCCACCCCCGAAAUACAGCUUGUAACCCAGCAGCGGCUCACCAGCAGCCGCCACAGCACGGAGUCUAUGGAAACGGCUCUGCAGUAGGCACAGCCAACACAGGCGUAAUAUCUGCUGGCGUUUCGGUACCUGUACAAAUAUCAACUCAAAAUGUUUCGGAUUUGACUGGCAGCAAUUAUUGGCCGCGACUUCAGUGAUCCUCAAUCUUUAAUUUGCCAACAGAUCUGCUUUCAAAAGCGGCAGCGGUGACUGCUGUCGCUGUAGCCCAUGUUGUGGAAGAACAACAAACGCAUACAGUUGCUAGUAAACCCACUAUGGAUAACCCACCAAUUGUAUUACCACAUUUGGCGCCAAGCUCACCUCUAUACUUUAACUUGCCAGAGACAUACGUUGGGCAGAACCAAACGCCACAUGCCACAUCAUCAUCUGUAUCAUCUUCUCCCCCAAAGUAUAUCGGUUCGGGCUCGACUUGUCAUUCUAACAGUCAAUGUCAAGUAUUUCCGCAUACGUUUCAAUCGUUAUCCCAUUGCCAUCCUAUUUUUUAACACAGUAGCCUUACAGCAAGGCUUUAAACAAUAAUUCAAGGAUACAACAAGACAUCAUAAGUUUAUUUGCAUGUAUAAAAAUAAAUUUAUGUAGUUAGAGCUGGAAACUGCAUUAUAUCUUCUAUCAUAAAUUAUACUAUUGUAUCAAUUAGCGCACAGUAACACUUUGUCCUUUGAUCCUUGUCCGCGUUAGCGAGGUGCUUCUUAAGUAGUAUAUGGAUUCACUCUUUGCAUAAGAAAAAACUAUCUAUAAUUUGAUACAAUUAAAAACAUCUCAAAGAUGUGAACAACCUACUUAAAUUCUUUUCCCGUCAUUCGUAAAUUAAUUCCCAAAAAUCAUACGGAAAGACUUUUGCUUAAAUUUAUUUAACGAACGUUUCUUUAAGUUUAUCAUAAAUUUCAACUUGAAUUACAUUCUAAAUAAUUUAUUUAUUAGAAUUUAUUUAUUUAUUUAACUCAUUGACAGGGUCGUAUCCAUUUGGAUAACAUCUACUAUGUAGAUAGGUUUUAAAUUUAAUAACUCUGAAAUCAUGCGGAUUAUAUUUUGAUCAGAUAAACUUGUUAUAAAUUCACCCAAUUUUUGUUACGUAAAAUUACAAUAGACGAGAGGCUUUUAAAUUAUAAUAAGUUUUAGGCUCGGCAAAAUAAUUUAAGUUGUUUCGCGUUAUCAAUCUCAGCCAUUUCUCUAAAAAUUAUAUAAAUAAAAUUACGAUAACAUAUUAAAUGGCAUGAGGAUUGUUUUUUCCGGAAAGUUGUAGCAAUCCAAUUUAAAUAAAUAUAUAUACAUUGGCUGGGCUACUUUGUAUUUAAAUUACAAAAUGUAUGGCGGGGGCUUUUCCCAAGUAUUUAAACUGAGUGGAGCUUUGAAACUUAAGCCUAUUUCCAGGUCAUAACUCUUAUACUCUUAAAUAAUGUUAAGCCAGAAAAUAGAUCGUUCUUCUCCACAGAUAGAAUGACUUAAAAAUACAAAUAAUCGAAAAGAAUUGCAACGAAGCUUGAAUUCCAAUUCCAACAAUUAUAACCAUACCAACCAUGAUCCGGAAAAACCUCCCUAGAAUAAGAUUUAAUUUGAAUAAAGCUAAUUAUAAAAUCGAUAUUUAUGUACCAAUUGUAUUUAAAUUAUGGUUCGAAUUUACAUGUAGAACAAGUCGAUGUAACAUUUUAGUAUUAGUCUGAUAAUUUCAACAAAGAAAAUAAUAAAUUCAUAUGCGGACACAGACACGACAAGUAUAAUUAAAUACUUGUAGCACCCAAUUAUA